This is a messenger RNA of Urocitellus parryii (Arctic ground squirrel), 15388 nucleotides long. The record is from RefSeq and is a predicted model, not a curated record. Lineage: Eukaryota; Metazoa; Chordata; Mammalia; Rodentia; Sciuridae.
UCUUUCCACACAGAGUAACUCAGAAGGAAGGACUCUGUUCCACCUUUUGCUUUCCUCACCAGUAAAGCUGGUAUUUGGUGGCCUAUCUGCCCAGUGGACACACUUUUGGGUUUGUUUUCAAGUCUGCUUUUCCUUCACACUGAAGAUCACAUAUAUUCAGGUGGUUCAAGGCUAAAUCAGAGAUGACUCAAUCAAGGACUCCAGAGCAGAAGCCACUGGAAAGAAGAGACUUUUGUUUGACUCUGAAAACAGAGGCCUCUUUGGCCCGUCUAAGCAGCCUGCUGGCCCAUGGCACUCCUCUUACUUCUGCACUGGCGUCGCCACUGCAGAGCUGAAAAUCUUCAGGUCUUGCUUUCCCAGGCACAUCCCAGGCCGGGGACCAUGAUAAAGGCAGGCCCUGAUCUCCAACCACCUCAGCACCUCAGAGAUCCUAUAAAAUCUCCCUGGUAGCAGGUGGGUGCGGGCCACGGGGAAGCUUGGACUCCAGCCAGGGCAUGGUCAGUCGGCUGCAAGGCAGCAGAGGGGGGGUUAAAAGGGUCUGGUAACAAGAAGAGAAGUCAUCCGGAGAACCCCUAUAAAAGUGAACGAGGUCUCUCCGGUCGCUAGAAAAAGAAAGAAACGGUGGCGGCAGCAAAGCUACAGAGUCUCCGUAUGCACCUGUGAUUGCCGGGCAGUUUAGCGAGCUGCAGGAGGACCCAGACGCUGUGGCGGAGGAGACGCUUCCCAGGUCUGAUAACUGGGAGGCAGCUGGAGGAAAGAUGCCCUCUGAGUCUUUCUGUUUGGCUGCCCAGGCUCGUCUUGACUCCAAAUGGCUGAAAACAGAUAUACAGCUUGCAUUCUCAAGAGAUGGGCUCUGUGGCCUAUGGAAUGAAAUGGUUAAAGAUGGGGAAAUUGUUUAUACUGGAACGGAAUUAACACAGAAUGGAGAGCUCCCUCCUAGAAAAGAUGAUGGUGUUGAUAUUCAAAGUGGAACCAAGAAAGAAGAUCUGAAUGACAAAGAGAAAAAGGAUGAAGAAGAAUGUCCUGUACCUGCAUUUAGGGCCAAAUCAAUCCUGGAGAGCUGGGUAUGGGGCAAGCAACCAGAUGUGAAUGAACUGAAGGAAUGUCUUUCUGUGCUGGUCAAAGAGCAGCAAGCCCUGGCUAUCCAGUCAGCCACCACCACCCUCUCAGCCCAGAGACUCAAGCAGAGGCUGGUGAUCCUGGAACGCUACUUCAUUGCCUUGAACAGAACUGUUUUUCAGGAGAAUGUCAAAGUUAAGUGGAAAAGCAGCAGCAUUUCUUUACCUCCUGUGGACAAAAAAAGUUCUCGACCCACAGGCAGAGGGGUGGAAGGGCUUGCCAGAGUUGGAUCCCGAGCAGCACUCUCCUUUGCCUUUGCAUUCUUACGCAGGGCUUGGCGGUCAGGUGAAGAUGCAGACCUCUGCAGUGAGCUAUUGCAAGAGUCCCUGGAUGCCCUGAGAGCUCUUCCUGAGGCUUCACUGUUUGAUGAGAGCACAGUGUCCUCCGUGUGGUUGGAGGUGGUAGAGAGAGCAACCAGGUUCCUCAGGUCUGUCGUGACGGGAGAUGUUCAUGGAACUCCAGGGACCAAAGGGCCAGGAGGUGUUCCCCUGCAGGAUCAGCACUUGGCCCUGGCCAUCCUGCUGGAGCUGGCUGUGCAGAGAGGCACACUGAGCCAGAUGUUGUCUGCCAUCCUGUUGUUGCUUCAAUUGUGGGACAGCGGGGCACAGGAAACUGAUAAUGAGCGAUCUGCCCAGGGCACCAGUGCUCCACUUCUGCCUUUGCUGCAGAGGUUCCAGAGCAUCAUCUGCAGCAAAGACAUGCCACACACAGAGGGGGACACACAUCUUUUAUCUGGCCCUCUGAGCCCCAAUGAAAGUUUCCUGAGGUAUCUCACUCUUCCUCAAGAUAAUGAGCUUGCUAUUGAUUUACGACAAACAGCAGUUGUUGUCAUGGCUCAUUUAGACCGCCUGGCUACACCCUGUAUGCCUCCUCUGUGCAGCUCUCCUACAUCUCAUAAGGGAUCAUUACAGGAGGUCAUAGGCUGGGGUUUAAUAGGAUGGAAAUACUAUGCCAAUGUGAUUGGUCCAAUACAGUGUGAAGGUCUUGCCAACUUGGGGGUCACGCAGAUUGCUUGUGCAGAGAAGCGCUUCCUGAUCCUGUCGCGCAAUGGCCGUGUCUACACGCAAGCCUACAACAGUGACACACUGGCCCCACAAUUGGUCCAGGGUCUCGCUUCCAGAAACAUUGUAAAAAUUGCUGCUCAUUCUGAUGGUCACCACUACCUGGCUUUGGCUGCCACUGGAGAGGUGUACUCCUGGGGCUGUGGGGAUGGUGGACGGCUAGGCCACGGGGACACUGUGCCUCUGGAGGAGCCUAAGGUGAUCUCUGCUUUCUCUGGAAAGCAGGCUGGGAAACAUGUGGUGCAUAUCGCUUGUGGAAGUACUUACAGUGCGGCCAUCACUGCUGAGGGGGAGUUGUACACCUGGGGUCGUGGGAACUACGGCCGGCUGGGCCAUGGUUCCAGUGAAGACGAGGCCAUUCCAAUGCUGGUAGCUGGACUUAAAGGACUGAAGGUCAUUGAUGUUGCAUGUGGGAGUGGGGAUGCUCAAACCCUGGCUGUGACUGAGAAUGGGCAAGUAUGGUCUUGGGGAGAUGGUGAUUAUGGGAAAUUGGGCAGAGGUGGUAGUGAUGGCUGCAAAACACCAAAGCUGAUUGAAAAGCUUCAAGACUUGGAUGUUGUCAAAGUCCGCUGUGGAAGUCAGUUUUCAAUUGCUUUGACAAAAGAUGGCCAAGUUUAUUCCUGGGGGAAGGGUGACAAUCAGAGACUUGGACAUGGAACAGAGGAACAUGUUCGUUAUCCCAAACUGUUGGAAGGCCUGCAAGGGAAGAAGGUGAUUGAUGUGGCUGCAGGCUCCACCCAUUGCCUUGCUCUGACAGAAGACAGUGAAGUGCAUAGCUGGGGGAGCAAUGACCAGUGCCAGCACUUUGACACCUUGCGUGUGACCAAGCCAGAACCUGCUGCACUGCCAGGACUGGAUACCAAGCACAUAGUUGGAAUUGCCUGUGGGCCUGCCCAGAGCUUUGCCUGGUCAUCAUGUUCUGAAUGGUCCAUUGGCCUCCGUGUUCCCUUUGUGGUGGACAUCUGCUCUAUGACUUUUGAGCAGCUGGAUCUCCUGCUGCGGCAAGUGAGUGAAGGGAUGGAUGGAACUUCUGACUGGCCCCCACCACAAGAAAAAGAGUGCAUGGCUGUUGCAACACUGAAUCUUCUACGACUUCAGUUGCAUGCUGCCAUUAGUCACCAGGUUGAUCCGGAAUUCCUUGGUUUAGGUCUGGGCAGUGUCCUUUUGAACAGCCUGAAGCAGACUGUGGUGACCCUGGCAAGCAGUGCGGGUGUGCUGAGCACCGUGCAGUCAGCUGCCCAGGCUGUGCUGCAGAGUGGCUGGUCUGUGCUACUGCCCACAGCUGAGGAGCGGGCUCGGGCGCUCUCUGCUCUCCUGCCCUGUGCAGUUUCAGGCAAUGAAGUGAAUAUAAGUCCAGGUCGUCGAUUCAUGAUUGAUCUGCUUGUGGGCAGCUUGAUGGCUGAUGGAGGAUUAGAGUCAGCCUUAAAUGCAGCAAUUACUGCAGAAAUCCAGGAUAUUGAAGCCAAAAAAGAAGCACAGAAGGAAAAAGAAAUUGAUGAACAGGAAGCAAAUGCCUCAACAUUCCAUAGAAGUAGGACUCCGUUGGACAAAGACCUUAUUAACACAGGGAUCUAUGAAUCUUCUGGCAAACAGUGUUUGCCUCUGGUUCAGCUCAUACAGCAGCUUCUUAGAAACAUUGCUUCUCAGACUGUAGCCAGAUUGAAAGAUGUUGCUCGUCGAAUUUCAUCGUGUCUGGACUUUGAGCAACACAGUCGUGAACGAUCUGCUUCAUUGGAUUUGUUACUGCGUUUUCAACGUUUACUUAUCAGUAAACUUUAUCCAGGAGAAAGUAUUGGUCAAACCUCAGAUAUUUCUAGUCCUGAGUUAAUGGGUGUUGGCUCCUUGCUGAAAAAGUACACAGCUCUUCUGUGCACACACAUUGGUGAUAUACUGCCUGUGGCAGCUAGCAUUGCUUCUACUAGCUGGCGACACUUUGCAGAGGUGGCUUGCAUUGUAGAAGGGGACUUCACAGGUGUUCUCCUUCCAGAACUAGUAGUUUCUAUAGUGCUUCUUCUCAGUAAAAAUGCUGGUCUCAUGCAAGAGGCUGGAGCUGUUCCUCUUCUGGGUGGCCUGUUGGAACACCUGGAUCGCUUCAACCACUUGGCUCCAGGAAAGGAACGGGAUGAUCAUGAAGAGUUAGCCUGGCCUGGCAUAAUGGAGUCAUUUUUUACAGGUCAGAACUGUAGAAAUAAUGAGGAAGUGACACUUAUACGCAAAGCUGAUUUGGAGAACCACAAUAAAGAUGGAGGCUUCUGGACUGUGAUUGAUGGGAAGGUGUAUGACAUAAAGGACUUCCAGACACAGUCAUUAACAGGAAAUAGUAUUCUUGCUCAGUUUGUAGGUGAAGACCCAGUGGUAGCUUUAGAAGCUGCUUUGCAGUUUGAAGACACACGGGAAUCAAUGCAUGCUUUCUGUGUUGGCCAGUAUUUGGAGCCUGACCAAGAAGUGGUUACCAUACCAGAUCUGGGAAGUCUUUCUUCACCACUGAUAGACACAGAGAGGAAUCUGGGCCUCCUUCUUGGAUUACAUGCUUCCUAUUUAGCAAUGAGCACACCGCUGUCUCCUGUGGAGGUUGAAUGUGCCAAGUGGCUUCAGUCAUCCAUUUUCUCUGGAGGUUUACAGACCAGCCAGAUCCACUAUAGCUACAAUGAGGAGAAAGAUGAGGACCACUGCAGCUCUCCUGGGGGCACACCUGCCAGCAAAUCCCGACUCUGUUCUCACAGACGGGCUCUUGGUGACCAUUCCCAGGCAUUCCUGCAAGCCAUUGCAGACAAUAACAUCCAGGACCACAAUGUGAAAGACUUUCUGUGUCAAAUUGAAAGGUACUGUAGGCAGUGCCACUUGACCACACCCAUUACCUUUCCUCCUGAACAUCCUGUGGAAGAGGUUGGCCGUUUGCUAUUAUGUUGCCUCUUAAAACAUGAAGAUUUAGGUCAUGUGGCAUUAGCUUUAGUUCAUGCAGGCACGCUUGGUAUUGAGCAAGUAAAGCACAGAACAUUGCCUAAAUCAGUGGUGGAUGUUUGUAGAGUUGUCUACCAAGCAAAAUGCUCACUCAUUAAGACUCAUCAAGAACAGGGCCGUUCUUAUAAGGAAGUCUGCGCUCCUGUCAUUGAACGUUUGAGAUUUCUCUUCAAUGAAUUGAGACCUGCGGUAUGCAAUGACCUCUCUAUAAUGUCUAAGUUUAAACUGCUAAGUUCUUUGCCCCGUUGGAGGAGGAUAGCUCAGAAGAUAAUACGAGAACGAAGGAAAAAGAGAGUGCCUAAGAAGCCAGAAUCUACUGAUGAUGAAGAAAAAAUUGGGAAUGAAGAGAGUGAUUUAGAAGAAGCUUGCAUUUUGCCUCAUAGUCCGAUAAAUGUGGAUAAAAGACCCAUUACAAUUAAAUCUCCCAAGGAUAAAUGGCAGCCACUGUUGAAUACAGUUACAGGUGUUCACAAAUACAAAUGGUUGAAGCAGAAUGUUCAGGGUCUUUAUCCACAGUCUGCCCUCCUCAGUACAAUUGCUGAAUUUGCCCUUAAAGAAGAGCCUGUGGAUGUGGAAAAAAUGAGAAAGUGCCUACUAAAACAGUUGGAGAGAGCAGAGGUUCGCCUGGAAGGGAUAGAUACAAUUUUGAAACUGGCAGCCAAAAAUUUCCUACUUCCAUCUGUGCAGUAUGCUAUGUUUUGUGGAUGGCAAAGGCUUAUUCCUGAGGGAAUUGAUAUAGGGGAACCUCUUACAGAUUGUUUAAAGGAUGUUGAUUUGAUCCCGCCUUUUAAUCGGAUGCUACUGGAAGUAACUUUUGGCAAGUUGUAUGCUUGGGCUGUUCAGAAUAUUCGAAAUGUUUUGAUGGAUGCAAAUGCCAGAUUUAAAGAGCUUGGUAUUCAGCCUGUUCCUCUGCAAACCAUUACCAAUGAGAACCCCUCGGGACCCAGCUUGGGGACCAUCCCACAAGCACGCUUUCUUCUGGUAAUGCUCAGCAUGCUCACCCUGCAGCAUGGUGCGAACAACCUCGACCUCCUGCUCAACUCCGGCACAUUGGCCCUUACUCAGACAGCACUACGGCUAAUUGGUCCUAGUUGUGACAAUGUUGAGGAAGAUAUGAAUGCUUGUGCCCGAGGAGCCUCUGCUACGGUUUUGGAAGAAACAAGGAAGGAAACAACUCCUGUGCAGCUCCCUGUUUCAGGGCCAGAACUGGCUGCCAUGAUGAAGAUUGGAACCAGGGUCAUGAGAGGUGUGGAUUGGAAAUGGGGCGAUCAGGAUGGACCACCCCCAGGCCUCGGCCGUGUGAUUGGUGAACUGGGAGAAGAUGGGUGGAUCAGGGUCCAGUGGGACACAGGCAGUACCAAUUCCUACAGGAUGGGGAAAGAAGGAAAGUAUGACCUCAAGCUGGCUGAGCUGCCAGCUUCUGCACAGCCCUCAGCAGAGGACUCAGACACAGAGGACGACUCUGAAGCUGAACAAAUUGAAAGGAAUAUUCAUCCCACAGCAAUGAUGCUGACCAGCACUAUUAACUUACUACAAACACUAUGUCUCUCUGUUGGAGUUCAUGCUGAAAUCAUGCAGAGUGAAGCCACCAAGACUCUGUGUGGACUGCUGCGAAUGUUAGUGGAAAGUGGAACAACAGAUAAGACAUCUUCUCCAAACAGGCUGGUGUGCAAGGAGCAGUACCGGAGCUGGUGCACCCUGGGGUUUGUAAGGAGUAUUGCACUCACGCCUCAGGUGUGCGGAGCCCUCAGCUCCCCACAGUGGAUCUCGCUGCUCAUGAAGGUCGUGGAAGGGCAUGCACCCUUUACUGCUGCCUCACUGCAGAGACAGAUCUUAGCCGUGCAUUUACUGCAAGCUGUUCUUCCAUCAUGGGACAAGACAGAAAGAGCAAGGGACAUGAAGUGCCUUGUGGAAAAGCUGUUUGGCUUCUUGGGAAGUUUGCUCACUACUUGUUCUUCUGACGUCCCAUUACUCAGAGAGUCCACGUUGAGGAGGCGGAGAGCCCGCCCACAGGCCUCUCUGACUGCCACCCACAGCAGCACUCUGGCUGAAGAAGUAGUGGCACUGCUCCGCACUCUGCACUCCUUGACUCAGUGGAAUGGGCUCAUCAACAAGUACAUCAACUCCCAGCUCCGCUCUGUUACCCAAAGCUGCAUGGGAAAGCCAUCUGAAGGGGCCCUGUUAGAGGACUACUUUCCUGACUCUGAGAACCCUGAAGUGGGGGGUCUCAUGGCCGUACUGGCUGUGAUUGGAGGAAUCGAUGGUCGUCUACGUCUUGGGGGCCAGGUCAUGCAUGAUGAGUUUGGAGAGGGCACCGUGACUCGCAUCACCCCAAAGGGCAGAAUCACCGUACAGUUCUCUGACAUGCGGAUGUGCCGAGUCUGCCCACUGAAUCAGCUAAAACCACUUCCUGCCGUGGCCUUCAGUGUGACCAAUCUGCCUUUCACAGAGCCCAUGCUCUCUGUCUGGGCUCAGUUGGUGAACCUUGCUGGAAGCAAAUUAGAAAAGCACAAAAUAAAGAAAUCACCUAAACAGGGCUUUGCAGGACAAGUAGACUUGGAUCUACUGCGGAGUCAGCAAUUAAAGCUGUACAUACUGAAAGCAGGGAGGGCGCUGCUUUCCCAUCAAGAUAAACUGAGGCAGAUCUUGUCUCAGCCAGCUGUUCAGGAGAUUGGAACUGGUCAUACAGAUGAUGGAGCAGCUGCAUCUCCUGAGCUUGGGGACAUGUCUCCUGAAGGGCCGCAGCCCCCAAUGAUUCUGCUACAGCAGUUACUGGCCUCAGCCACCCAGCCAUCACCUGUGAAGGCCAUAUUUGAUAAACAAGAACUUGAGGCUGCUGCAUUGGCUGUGUGUCAAUGUUUGGCUGUGGAGUCCACUCACCCUUCGAGCCCAGGGUUUGAAGAUUGCAGCUCCAGUGAGGCCACGACGCCAGUCUCUGUGCAGCAUAUCCGCCCUGCCAGGGUAAAGAAGCGCAAGCAGUCACCGGUUCCUGCUCUGCCUAUUGUGGUGCAGCUCAUGGAAAUGGGAUUUCCUAGAAGGAACAUAGAGUUUGCUCUAAAGUCACUCACUGGCGCUUCUGGAAAUGCGUCUGGUUUGCCAGGUGUAGAGUCCUUGGUGGGGUGGCUGCUGGACCACUCUGAUGUCCAAGUCACAGAACUCUCAGAUGCAGACACAGUCUCUGAUGAAUAUUCAGAUGAGGAGGUGGUGGAAGACAUGGAUGAUGCAGCCUACCCUGUGUCUACUGGUGCCGUUGUGACGGAGAGUCAGACUUACAAAAAGCGAGCUGAUUUCUUGAGUAAUGAUGAUUAUGCUGUGUAUGUAAGAGAGAACAUUCAGGUGGGAAUGAUGGUUAGAUGCUGUCGAACAUAUGAAGAAGUGUGUGAGGGCGAUGUGGGCAAAGUCAUCAAACUGGAUAGAGAUGGAUUACAUGACCUCAACGUUCAGUGUGAUUGGCAGCAGAAGGGCGGCACUUACUGGGUUAGAUAUAUUCAUGUGGAACUUAUAGGCUAUCCUCCACCAAGUUCUUCUUCUCACAUCAAGAUUGGUGAUAAAGUACGAGUGAAAGCCUCUGUUACCACACCAAAGUACAAGUGGGGAUCUGUGACUCAUCAAAGUGUGGGAAUUGUGAAAGCUUUCAGUGCCAAUGGGAAAGAUAUCAUUGUCGACUUCCCUCAGCAAUCUCACUGGACUGGGUUAUUGUCAGAAAUGGAGUUGGUGCCUAGUAUUCAUCCUGGGGUUACGUGUGAUGGCUGUCAAAUGUUUCCUAUCAAUGGAUCCAGAUUCAAAUGCAGAAACUGUGAUGAUUUUGAUUUUUGUGAAACGUGUUUCAAGACCAAAAAACACAACACCAGGCAUACAUUUGGCAGAAUAAAUGAACCAGGACAGUCUGCAGUCUUUUGUGGCCGUUCUGGAAAACAGCUGAAGCGCUGUCAUAACAGUCAGCCAGGAAUGCUGCUGGACAGCUGGUCCCGCAUGGUGAAGAGCCUGAACGUGUCAUCUUCUGUGAAUCAAGCUUCUCGUCUGAUUGAUGGCAGUGAGCCCUGUUGGCAGUCAUCUGGGUCACAAGGAAAGCAUUGGAUUCGUUUGGAGAUUUUUCCUGAUGUUCUUGUUCAUAGAUUAAAAAUGAUAGUGGAUCCUGCUGACAGUAGCUAUAUGCCUUCCCUGGUUGUGGUGUCAGGUGGAAAUUCCCUUAAUAACCUAAUUGAACUAAAGACAAUCAAUAUUAACCCCAGUGACACCACAGUGCCUCUUCUGAAUGACUGCACAGAGUAUCACAGGUAUAUUGAAAUUGCAAUAAAACAAUGUCGGAGCUCUGGAAUUGACUGUAAAAUUCAUGGCCUCAUCCUCCUGGGACGGAUCCGUGCAGAGGAGGAGGAUUUGGCUGCAGUUCCUUUCUUAGCUUCAGAUAAUGAAGAGGAAGAAGAUGACAAAGGCAACAGUGGAAGCCUUAUUAGAAAGAAGGCUGCAGGGCUGGAAUCAGCAGCUACAAUAAGAACCAAAGUGUUCGUGUGGGGACUGAAUGACAAGGACCAGCUGGGCGGGCUCAAAGGCUCUAAGAUAAAGGUACCUUCGUUUUCUGAGACUCUGUCUGCUUUGAAUGUGGUACAAGUGGCUGGCGGUUCUAAAAGUUUAUUUGCAGUUACUGUGGAAGGGAAGGUGUAUGCUUGUGGAGAAGCUACGAAUGGCCGACUGGGACUGGGCAUGUCUAGUGGAACAGUCCCCAUUCCGCGGCAGAUUACGGCCCUCAGCAGCUAUGUGGUCAAGAAGGUGGCAGUUCACUCAGGUGGCCGGCACGCCACAGCCUUAACCGUUGAUGGGAAAGUAUUCUCGUGGGGUGAAGGUGAUGAUGGAAAACUUGGACAUUUCAGCAGAAUGAAUUGUGACAAGCCAAGACUUAUAGAGGCCUUGAAAACCAAGCGCAUCCGGGAUAUUGCCUGUGGGAGCUCACACAGUGCGGCCCUCACGUCCAGCGGGGAGCUGUAUACCUGGGGCCUUGGAGAAUAUGGCCGGUUGGGACAUGGAGAUAAUACAACACAGCUAAAGCCCAAAAUGGUGAAAGUCCUUCUUGGUCACAGAGUAAUCCAGGUUGCAUGUGGAAGCAGAGAUGCACAGACUCUGGCUCUCACUGAUGAAGGUUUGGUAUUUUCCUGGGGUGAUGGUGACUUUGGAAAAUUGGGCCGAGGAGGAAGUGAAGGAUGUAACAUUCCCCAGAACAUCGAGAGACUAAAUGGCCAGGGUGUGUGCCAAAUUGAGUGUGGAGCUCAGUUCUCCUUGGCUCUCACCAAGUCAGGAGUGGUGUGGACAUGGGGGAAGGGCGAUUACUUCAGGCUGGGCCAUGGUUCUGAUGUGCAUGUGCGGAAGCCACAGGUGGUGGAAGGGCUAAGAGGGAAGAAGAUUGUGCAUGUGGCUGUUGGGGCCCUCCAUUGCUUGGCGGUCACAGACUCAGGGCAGGUAUAUGCUUGGGGUGACAAUGAUCAUGGCCAACAGGGCAAUGGCACAACCACAGUUAAUAGAAAGCCCACACUGGUGCAAGGCUUAGAAGGUCAGAAGAUCACCCGAGUAGCUUGUGGGUCAUCGCACAGUGUGGCAUGGACAACUGUGGAUGUAGCCACACCCUCUGUCCAUGAGCCGGUCCUCUUCCAGACUGCAAGAGACCCUUUAGGUGCUUCCUAUUUAGGCGUGCCUUCAGAUGCUGAUUCUUCUGCUGCCAGUAAUAAAAUAAGUGGUGCAAAUAAUUCUAAGCCAAAUCGCCCUUCUCUUGCCAAGAUUCUCCUCUCAUUGGAUGGAAACCUGGCCAAACAGCAGGCCUUAUCACAUAUCCUUACAGCACUGCAAAUCAUGUAUGCCAGGGAUGCAGUGGUUGGGGCCCUGAUGCCAGCUGGCAUGAUUGCCCCGGUGGAGUGUCCCUCAUUCUCCUCAGCACCCACUUCCGAUGCCUCUGCCAUGGCCAGUCCCAUAAAUGGAGAGGAAUGCAUGCUGGCUAUUGACAUUGAAGACAGAUUGAGUCCAAAUCCAUGGCAAGAAAAGAGAGAGAUUGUUUGCUCUGAGGAUGCUGUGACUCCCUCUGCAGUGACCCCAUCUGCUCCCUCAGCCUCCUCUAGGCCAUUUAUCCCAGUGACAGAUGACCCAGGAGCUGCCAGCAUCAUUGCAGAAACCAUGACUAAAACCAAAGAGGAUGUUGAAAGCCAAAAUAAAACAUCAGGCCCAGAGCCUCAGUCCUUGGAUGAGUUCACCAGUCUUCUGAUCGCAGAUGACACCCGGGUGGUGGUGGACCUGCUCAAGCUGUCAGUGUGCAGCCGAGCAGGGGACAGGGGCCGGGAUGUCCUUUCAGCUGUGCUGUCUGGCAUGGGCACUGCCUACCCACAGGUAGCAGAUAUGUUGUUGGAGCUCUGUGUCACUGAAUUGGAGGAUGUAGCCACAGACUCUCAGAGUGGCCGGCUCUCUUCACAGCCAGUAGUGGUGGAAAGCAGCCAUCCCUAUACUGACGACACUUCCACCAGUGGCACAGUGAAGAUACCAGGUGCAGAAGGACUCAGGGUGGAGUUUGACCGGCAGUGCUCCACAGAAAGGCGCCAUGACCCUCUCACAGUCAUGGAUGGUGUUAACAGGAUUGUUUCCGUGCGGUCAGGCCGAGAGUGGUCUGACUGGUCCAGUGAGCUGCGCAUACCAGGGGAUGAACUGAAGUGGAAGUUUAUCAGUGACGGGUCUGUGAAUGGAUGGGGCUGGCGCUUCACAGUCUAUCCCAUCAUGCCAGCUGCAGGCCCCAAGGACCUUCUUUCUGAUCGCUGUGUCCUCUCCUGUCCAUCCAUGGACUUGGUGACCUGUCUCCUGGAUUUCCGACUUAAUCUUGCCUCCAACAGAAGCAUUGUUCCUCGCCUUGCAGCCUCACUGGCAGCAUGUGCACAGUUGAGUGCCUUAGCUGCCAGCCACAGAAUGUGGGCCCUUCAAAGAUUAAGGAAGCUGCUUACAACAGAAUUUGGGCAGUCAAUUAACAUAAACAGGCUACUUGGAGAAAAUGAUGGGGAAACCAGAGCUUUGAGUUUUACAGGCAGUGCUCUUGCUGCUUUGGUGAAAGGCCUUCCAGAAGCUUUACAAAGGCAGUUUGAAUAUGAAGAUCCUAUUGUGAGAGGUGGAAAACAGCUGCUUCACAGCCCAUUCUUUAAGGUCCUGGUAGCUCUUGCUUGUGACCUGGAACUAGAUACUCUCCCUUGCUGUGCUGAGACACACAAAUGGGCUUGGUUCCGAAGGUACUGUAUGGCCUCCCGUGUUGCUGUGGCCCUGGACAAAAGAACACCAUUGCCUCGUUUAUUUCUUGAUGAGGUGGCUAAGAAAAUUCGUGAGUUAAUGGCAGAUAGUGAAAAUAUGGACAUUCUCCAUGAGAGCCACGACAUUUUUAAAAGAGAGCAAGAUGAACAACUUGUACAGUGGAUGAACAGGCGGCCAGAUGACUGGACUCUUUCUGCUGGUGGCAGUGGAACUAUUUAUGGAUGGGGACAUAAUCAUAGGGGACAGCUUGGGGGCAUUGAAGGUGCAAAAGUUAAAGUACCUACUCCAUGUGAAGCACUUGCCACUCUCAGACCGGUACAAUUAAUUGGAGGAGAACAGACACUUUUUGCAGUGACAGCUGAUGGAAAGCUCUAUGCCACUGGCUAUGGUGCUGGUGGCAGACUAGGAAUUGGAGGGACAGAGUCAGUGUCUACCCCAACAUUGCUGGAGUCCAUUCAGCACGUGUUUAUUAAGAAGGUGGCUGUGAACUCAGGAGGAAAACACUGCCUUGCCCUCUCUUCAGAAGGAGAAGUUUACUCUUGGGGUGAGGCAGAAGAUGGGAAGUUAGGGCAUGGCAACAGAAGUCCAUGUGACCGCCCUCGUGUCAUUGAGUCUUUAAGAGGAAUUGAAGUGGUUGAUGUCGCUGCUGGUGGAGCCCAUAGUGCCUGUGUCACAGCAGCCGGAGACCUCUACACAUGGGGCAAAGGCCGGUAUGGCCGCCUGGGGCACAGCGACAGUGAGGAUCAGUUAAAGCCAAAGCUGGUGGAGGCACUGCAGGGCCACCGUGUGGUGGACAUUGCCUGUGGCAGCGGUGAUGCCCAGACCCUCUGCCUCACCGACGAUGAUACUGUCUGGUCCUGGGGGGAUGGGGACUAUGGCAAGCUUGGCAGAGGAGGCAGUGAUGGCUGCAAAGUGCCCAUGAAGAUUGAUUCUCUUACUGGCCUUGGAGUGAUUAAAGUAGAAUGUGGAUCCCAGUUUUCUGUCGCCCUUACCAAAUCUGGAGCUGUUUAUACUUGGGGCAAAGGAGAUUAUCACAGGCUGGGCCAUGGAUCUGAUGACCAUGUUCGAAGACCUCGGCAGGUCCAAGGGCUGCAGGGGAAGAAAGUCAUUGCUAUUGCCACUGGCUCUCUGCACUGUGUGUGCUGCACAGAGGAUGGUGAAGUUUAUACAUGGGGUGACAAUGAUGAGGGACAACUAGGAGAUGGAACAACAAAUGCCAUUCAGAGACCUCGGUUGGUAGCUGCCCUUCAGGGUAAGAAGGUCAACCGCGUGGCCUGCGGCUCAGCGCACACACUUGCCUGGUCGACCAGCAAGCCUGCCAGUGCUGGCAAGCUCCCUGCACAGGUCCCCAUGGAAUACAAUCAUUUGCAGGAGAUUCCCAUAAUUGCCCUGAGAAAUCGACUGCUGCUGCUGCAUCACAUCUCAGAGCUCUUCUGCCCCUGCAUCCCCAUGUUUGACCUGGAGGGCUCACUUGACGAAACUGGACUUGGGCCUUCUGUUGGGUUUGACACACUACGAGGGAUCCUAAUAUCCCAGGGAAAGGAGGCUGCUUUCCGAAAGGUGGUGCAAGCAACUAUGGUGCGAGAUCGUCAACAUGGUCCUGUUGUAGAGCUGAACCGAAUCCAGGUCAAGCGCUCCAGGAGUAAAGGUGGGUUAGCUGGUCCUGAUGGCACCAAGUCUGUCUUUGGACAGAUGUGUGCUAAGAUGAGUUCCUUCAGUCCUGACAGCCUUCUCCUUCCUCACCGUGUCUGGAAAGUCAAGUUUGUGGGUGAAUCUGUGGAUGACUGUGGUGGUGGCUACAGCGAGUCCAUAGCUGAGAUCUGUGAAGAGCUGCAGAACGGACUCACUCCCCUUCUGAUUGUGACACCCAAUGGGAGGGAUGAGUCUGGGGCCAACCGAGACUGCUACCUAUUCAAUCCGGCUGCUCGGGCGCCUGUGCACAGCAGCAUGUUCCGCUUCCUGGGAGUAUUACUGGGCAUUGCCAUCCGAACCGGGAGUCCUCUGAGCCUCAACCUUGCUGAGCCUGUGUGGAAGCAGCUGGCUGGAAUGAGCCUCACCAUUGCAGACCUCAGUGAGGUUGAUAAAGAUUUUAUUCCUGGGCUCAUGUAUAUCCGUGACAAUGAAGCCACCUCAGAGGAGUUUGAAGCCAUGAGCCUGCCUUUCACGGUGCCAAGCGCCAGUGGCCAGGAUAUCCAGCUGAGCUCUAAGUACACACAUAUCACCCUGGACAACCGUGCAGAAUAUGUCCGGCUGGCAAUAAACUACAGACUCCAUGAAUUUGAUGAGCAAGUGGCUGCUGUUCGGGAAGGGAUGGCCCGAGUUGUGCCUGUCCCCCUUCUUUCUCUGUUUACUGGAUAUGAACUGGAGACAAUGGUUUGUGGCAGCCCAGACAUCCCACUGCAUCUUUUGAAGUCUGUGGCAACAUAUAAAGGAAUCGAGCCCUCUGCAUCCCUGAUUCAGUGGUUCUGGGAAGUGAUGGAGUCUUUCUCUAACACAGAACGCUCCCUCUUCCUUCGCUUUGUGUGGGGCCGGACUAGGCUGCCCAGGACCAUUGCUGACUUCCGGGGCAGAGACUUCGUCAUCCAGGUCCUGGAUAAAUACAACCCCCCUGACCACUUCCUUCCUGAAUCCUACACCUGUUUCUUUUUGCUGAAGUUGCCCAGGUAUUCCUGUAAGCAGGUGCUGGAGGAGAAGCUGAAAUAUGCUAUCCACUUUUGCAAAUCCAUAGACACAGAUGAUUAUGCUCGAAUAGCCCUCACAGGAGAGCCAGCUGCUGAUGACAGCACUGAUGACUCAGAUAACGAGGAUGUAGAUUCAUUUGCUUCAGAUUCUACUCAAGAUUAUUUAACAGGACACUAAAAUGGAGGAAUGCAAUCAGGUAGCAACAGAAGACUGAACAAACAAAGCAGAGUGCUGCUGUUUAGAUUGCGGAGUAUCUAGUGUGUCCUCAAAAUGUGUGGGAGGGAGGCAGAGUGACUGAC